This is a messenger RNA of Microthlaspi erraticum, 1578 nucleotides long. The record is from the annotation of a GenBank genome assembly. NCBI's taxonomy places the organism in Eukaryota, Viridiplantae, Streptophyta, Magnoliopsida, Brassicales, Brassicaceae.
AUGCAACCAUGGAACACUGCUCUUGAAGAGCUCAACCGUCUCAAAGAGAUUAUUGACUCAAAGAGUUGUGCAUCGCCUUUAAACCAGUUGCAGAACAGGAUUUGGUUGAUGCAUCGGGGUAUCUACAUCUUUUUCAACCAUGGUAAUGGAAAGCCACAGAUCAUUGAUCUCUUUAACCAAGACAAUUUGCAGUCUCAGAACCGGACCUGUCAACUGGGAGAUGCGCGUCACGUGGAAGAUGAAGAGGAGAAUGAGAUAGAGCAGCUACAUAAGAAGAGAUGUAUUGAAGAAAAGCCUCAGGAGAUAGUCAUAGAUGCAGUGUUCGACAAGGAUGAAAAUGCAGCUCUCGACGGUGGUGAUUCAGAUAGUGAUGGAUAUCUGUCUGAGGACUCUGACUUUACAACUGCAGUUGCAAAUGGUACAGGAGGUAGUGGCUAUACUCUCUAUGUUGUUUGGCUUCAUGGGAUUUCAUUCAAAUUCUUCCUUUACGGUUUGACUCAAACGAUAUAUUUGCAGGUAAAAUCAGUGGUAAUGAGAUGUCUAAUCAGAGCAAGGAAGUUAAAUCAGAGGAGGAAGCUUGCUAAAUUGAAUGAAAAGGUGGUAAAUGAAGCUAAAUCAGAUGUAUUGAAGCGUAAAGUACUAUCAGGAUCUGCUUUAAGCUCGCUCUGUGGCCUAGUUGAUGAAGAACAGUCUGUUCAAGCACUACUCAGUUUGUUGAAUUGGUAUCGAGCUGCAUGUCAUUAUGGGCACCAACCAUCAGGAGUUCCUAACCCUGAUAACAAUGACGUAGAAGACAGUGAGACAUUUGCCAAGGUGGUGGUUUUUGUGCUCCAAAAAGCUGAUCACACUUUCAGGAAUAUUCUGGGAAUAUCAGAGUCCAUUAACAAGGAGAAGGUUUUGAAGUUGAAGAACAACGCAAAAUGGGAUAGUGUAAAACCGCUGGUCAAAUCUUUCUUGAGAAGUACCAUUCAUCUUGUCAAGCAGGCUGCAGAUUUGGAGAUAGUCGUCUUUGCGCUUACCCAACUUAGAGUUUCUGUAGUAUUUCUUGCCGCAUUUCCAGAUUUGCUGAUAAAAUUGAUCAAGGUACCUAAAUGCCAUUCAAACUGGUACUCCACACUUGCUGCGUUACUUGGCAACUGCGUUCCUUGUCAGCAAAAGGAGAAGGCCUCAAUUGAAAGAAUUAAGGUCAUUAAACAGGAACACUACUCCUACAAAGAUCCUAUUUGUCGAGUUCCUGGCAUGUGUGAAGAGGUCAUUGUGAAUGAUCCAUUCCUUGGAAACCGAGUUGAGGAUGGAAACUUUUCAGCUGUACCACUGAGAGAUGAGUUUCUUGAAAAUGCCGGCCUAUUCAUCUUCGAAAGCCAUUGUAGAAUUCAUCAGAGAAUUGACAUGGGACUAAAAGAAACUGUGUUUCCUGCCGGGGUUUUUGCUUUGGACAGUGCUGCCAUGUUGUGUACGUGGUGCUCUCUGGAUGAAACCCACCUCCAAAUAAAUCGAAACCAUCUGCUAGUCCUUCAUACUGAUGAAAGAAACUUGAAGCGUUGGAGUAAGGUUUGUACUUUUCAGAGGCGACCAUAG